AUAAACUAUUACAGCAGCUUAAUACAACAGUCAUAUAGAAAUAAAAAUUGACCCUUUCUGCCUUUAGAUCCCUCUCAAGAGACUAGUUGAUAUAUUUAUUCACUGUACAUCCUUUUAUUUGUGAAUCUUAUUUUCUGCUGUCAAACAUUUCCUUAAUGAGGCACAUGAGUUUUCUAAUGUAUAUAUGUUGGAGGGCUAAAGUCUGCAUGAAUUAAUGAAUGUAAAAAAAACUAAAUUCAGAUCAUUGAAAACUUUUUGGACUUCGGAUUUAAAAAUAAAAGGUACUUUUAUGGGUUAAAUGUGCAUUUGGAUCACUUGAGGUAAUUUAACAGAAAUGUUUCUUUAAAAAUUCUGAAUUCAAGAUCUUUAUGUGAAAAUGAGUUGUUUGUUGAAAAACUAACAAAAACACCAAAUAAAUAUCUAGAUGAUUCAAAUAAGUAAUAAUUUUUCAUCAUACCAUUAAACAUGAUGCUGAAUGCUUUAGAAAGAUUUCAUGAAAAAGUUAUUCCUUUUUUCCAAAGAUGUUGCACCAUGUUCUUCCUCAUUAUUCCCCCAAAAUAUAGUUCCAGAUGACACUUUUAUUGCCCCUUUUAACUAAAGUUUGACAUCUUCAGCCUGAUUUGCUAAAUUAGCUGUUCAACAUUUUGAGUAUCACUCCCUCUUGUGUCCAAAUGUUGCUACUGCACCCAUUUUCAUUUUUAAUUCAUAGGAAUGCGAUUUUCUGACACGCUCGCUCUGCCAAUGAACGUCGCUGUUACAUAACCUGAUGAUCCAGACAACUGCAGACCUAGAAUCAGCUAAAGUUUGGGGGGUUCAUGAAUGAAACAUCCAUUGAUGUUUUCUGGAGGGUUUUUAUUUUUCUCGAAAUUUGCUAAUAAACAAAAUCCAUUUUUAUUAAUCAGAUGUUUGUCUCAGACAGAUUUCCUAGAGAUUUUAAAUAAGAUAAGCACUGAGUCUCUGUAAAGGGGAGUGGGUUCAGCUGGCCAGAGGGCUGAUACUGAAGCAACCCUGAGCUUCUGCCUGCUGUGUGACGAAGCCAGCAUUAGCCAACCACAGCCCGCGUCAUCAGCACAAGAGGACACACACCUCGGAGCUGCCGAGUGAGAUUCCCGCUGCCUCUGACGCUCCAACCACCCUCACUUUACUUCUGUGUUACUUUACUUAGGUCUGCGCUCAUUAGCCUAAACGAUGUGAGCGCUGCGGAGAUGCUGUGCGGGAGCGUGCCGGUGCGCAAAAGGAGAGUCUCCAUCCCUCUCCUCACAGAGAAGAAGCUGGAUUCGGAGCUCCAGAUGUAUUUAUUCCCUUGUACCACGCGCCGGGGACGAAGUUGUGCGUUAUUCUCUCCACUUUAACCCUCAGUAAAUCCUCAUUGAUGAGAUUUCUCUGUGCGUCUCCAAGGCUUUGGUUCACAGAGGACCGUCUUAUGAAGCGCAGCCAUGGCAGUGGCGAAUAUGCUGUUCUCUGACGUAGAAAGUUUUCUGGACUCGCACCCCGACUUAUUCGAGGACUACUUGAACAGGAAGGGCAAUUAUAGCAUGGUGGAGAAAUGGCUGAAGAACCACCGGGCGAGCAAAGGUCCGACGGCCGCCGCGGCUCGGGCCGAACCACGCGAGGAGAAGGGCAGCGCGUGCAAGGACAGCUGGGCGAGCAAAUGUGACGGUCUGCAGCGGAGAGCGUCUCAGAAGGAGCUGCGCAAAACUUUCGCCAGAUCCAAGGCCAUAAACGUCAACAGGACUUACGACGAGCACGUGAACUCCAGGGCGCAGGAGCCGCUGACGAGCAUGAGGAGGAGAGCCUUGCUGAGGAAAGCCAGCUCUCUCCCCCCGACCACUGCGCACAUCCUGAGCGCGCUGCUGGAGUCCAGAGUCAACAUCCCCCAGUACCCGUCCACCGCCGUGGAUUUUAAAUAUUACCUCAAACAACACAACGAAAGAGAGUUUUUCCUGGAGCUCGUCAAAGACAUCUCCAACGACCUGGAUCUAACGAGCCUCAGCUACAAAAUCCUGGUGUUUGUUUGCAUCAUGGUGGAUGCAGACCGGUGCUCCUUGUUUUUGGUGGAGGGAACUGGCAACAAGAAGACACUAGUGUCCAAAUUCUUCGACGUGCAUGCGGGCACCACGGUGUUGCCUUCAAUGAACUCGGAUGAAGUUCAGGUGCCGUGGGGGAAAGGGAUCAUUGGAUAUGUGGCCGAACAUGGAGAGACCGUGAACAUUCCUGACGCCUAUCAGGACCGUCGAUUCAGUGAUGAAAUCGACAAGCUGACAGGAUACAAAACCAAGUCCCUCCUGUGCAUGCCCAUCCGCAACAGUGAUGGUGAGAUUAUCGGAGUUGCUCAGGCCAUCAACAAGACCUCAAGUGGGGAGCUCUUCAUCGAAGAUGACGAGAAGGUUCUGCAGAUGUAUCUGCCCUUCUGUGGCAUUGCCAUCUCCAACGCUCUACUCUUUGCUGCCUCAAGGAAGGAGUACGACAGGAGUCGGGCCCUCCUGGAGGUUGUCAAUGAUUUGUUUGAGGAGCAAACUGACCUGGAGAAGAUUGUUAGGAAGAUCAUGCAUCGCGCUCAAACGCUGCUUAAAUGUGAGCGCUGCUCCGUCCAGCUGCUGGAGGACAUCGAGUCACCGGUGGUCAAGUUUACAAAGUCAUUUGAGCUGCUGUCCCCUAAAUGCAGCGCAGACACUGAAAACAGUUUUAAAGACAGCAUGGAAAAGUCCUCUUACUCAGACUGGCUGAUCAACAACAGCAUCGCAGAGUUGGUGGCGUCCACAGGGCUCCCCGUCAACAUCAGUGAUGCCUACCAGGAUCCUCGCUUUGACGCUGAGGCAGACCAGUUCUCGGACUUCCACAUCCGCUCUGUGCUUUGUGUUCCUAUAUGGAACAGCAACCACCAAAUUAUUGGUGUCGCUCAGGUGCUCAACAGGCUCGAUGGGAAACCAUUUGAUGAUGCAGACCAACGUCUUUUUGAGGCCUUUGUGAUAUUUUGUGGACUGGGCAUCAACAACACAAUCAUGUACGACCAAGUGAAGAAGUCUUGGGCCAAGCAAUCGGUGGCGUUGGAUGUUCUUUCUUACCACGCUACCUGCUCCAAGACAGAAGUGGACAAAUUCAAGGCUGCUAACAUCCCCCUCGUCUGCGAGUUGGGCAUUGAUAAACUCUCCUUUGAUGAUUUCUCCCUGGAUGUCGACGCCAUGGUAACAGCUGCUCUUAGGAUGUUCAUAGAGUUGGGAAUGGUGCAGAAAUUCAAAAUCGACUAUGAGACUCUGUGCAGAUGGCUGCUGACCGUCAGGAAAAACUACAGGAUGGUUCUCUACCACAACUGGAGACAUGCGUUCAACGUCUGCCAGUGCAUGUUCGCCAUGCUGACGACAGCGGGUUUCCAAGAGACGCUGACAGAGCUGGAGAUCUUAGCUCUCAUCGUAGGUUGUGUGUGCCACGACCUGGACCACAGGGGCACCAACAAUGCCUUUCAGGCCAAGACGGGUUCAGCCCUCGCUCUGCUUUAUGGGACCUCUGCUACACUGGAGCACCACCACUUCAACCACGCUGUUAUGAUCCUGCAGAGCGAGGGUCACAAUAUCUUCUCCAACCUGUCGUCCACAGAGUACAGCGACCUCAUGCAGCUGCUCAAACAGUCCAUCCUGGCCACGGACCUCACUCUUUACUUUGAGAAUAGAAAUACCUUUUUUGAGCUGGUUAAAAAUGGAGAAUACAACUGGAACGUUAAGGGACACAGAGACAUGUGCAGAUCCAUGAUGAUGACGGCGUGUGAUCUAGGUGCCGUCACGAAACCCUGGGAAAUAUCACGCAAGGUGGCCGAGUUGGUGACGAGUGAGUUUUUCGAGCAAGGUGACAGAGAGCGGCUGGAGCUGAAGCUCACGCCCUCCGCCAUCUUUGACCGCAACAGGAAGGAUGAGCUCCCGGGGCUUCAGCUGGAGUGGAUUGAUGGGAUCUGCUCGCCGCUGUAUAAGACUCUGGUCAACUUGAAUCCUAAGCUUCAGCCCAUGCUCGACAUGAUCCAAGCAAACAGGGCCAAAUGGGAGGAACUAAACAGGAAGAGACAGUGUGGUCCGAGUGUUUCUGGCUCCAGCAGUGGUGACGGCACAGGAACCAGCAGCUGCACGGGGACCAAAACCGGAGGCACACCCUGCUGCAGCGGCGAUGCUGAAAGCACACAAUCAAAGGCAGCAAAUUCCCCGAGUUGAAGGCUUACAGAGCCGUGUUUGGCAGGCUACAGAUCAGCUGAUGACAUUGUGUCAGAAAAGAAACUCAAAGCACUGUGUCAACACGUCGACUCACAUCAACUGUUCCAGGCAUCGCACAGAUUAUUUUGACCAAGGACCUGAAAUGUAAUGUUCCUCUCUGUUGUGGUUUAGUUUGCUCUUGGUAUCUCUGUGUUGCUUGCUUUUUAUUCAGGGGUAAAAGGACAUUUUUUUGUAAAUCUGUAAAAAGGCUACUGAGUUAUUUUAAAGAAAUACUGUAUGCAUCGCAUUUGGAUGAAGAGGUGCAGAAACAAACGGACCUGUGACGCUUGCAAUGCAAAUUGAAGUUCCCACUCCCUCCCUUCCUGUGCCUUGUUUUGAGACCCUACUGAAAAAUGCAUGGCCUCUCAGACGAGGCUCUUAGAUAUUUGGGGAAUUCACAUUGAAGUCGUGCUGUGUUUCUGCCAUUAGUUUAGAAAAAAAAAAAAAAAACAAGGAAUGCAGUCACGACCCCUUGUGAGCCACAAAGAACUAAGAGUUUUACAAAUGGAAAUAUAUGUUGCCCAAUUUUUAAAGUGCAGGGCUUCAACUUGUCACACACGUACACAAUGUGCCUUGGGAAAGUUCUGAUAUCAUGUCAAUUUCUACAGGACAAGUCUUCAGCUUAUCUGCAACAUAAAGUAUGUCACGUUUUAUUUCUAAAGUAGUAAUUCUGUUGGAGUCUUUUUUUUUUUGCUGAUGGCUUAAUAUUCAUAGAAACAUAAAGCCACAGUGAGUCACUAGUUAGCUAAACUGUCAAUUCAAUUAAUAAAAGUUAGAAAUUG
Molecule: messenger RNA, 5017 nt
Organism: Nothobranchius furzeri (turquoise killifish)
Lineage: Eukaryota; Metazoa; Chordata; Actinopteri; Cyprinodontiformes; Nothobranchiidae
Gene: pde11a
Product: phosphodiesterase 11a
Biological process (GO): signal transduction; negative regulation of receptor guanylyl cyclase signaling pathway
Molecular function (GO): 3',5'-cGMP-stimulated cyclic-nucleotide phosphodiesterase activity; protein binding
Source: RefSeq, a predicted model, not a curated record